AAUCCAGAAACAGAGGGAAUUCUAGUAUCCAUGGAAUACUGGAGCUGUCAUCUCACUUAUUGGCAUAAUGAAAAGAAUUAGCCAACAUUCAUAUUGGAUCUUUGCUUACUCAUCAGUUGCAACCAUAAGUUAAAUACAGAUACAAAAGUUUAGCAAAAAUCAAUGAAAGAAUUCUGCAAAAACUGAAAUGCCAUAUGGAAUUUACAACAAGGAAUAUUAUCUAUUUUAUUAUUUACGUUUGUGCAACAUAUCCUUUAUAUUAAUAAAAGUUAUUCUAGAAUGUAUGUAUGUGUAAAUGUGUGUGGGUGUGUGAAGCCUCAAAGAAAAGUGAAGCCUAGGAAUAUAUUUAAGAGCCAUCAGUAUUUAAAUGGCAGUUAAAGCCGCUUAACCAGAUAAAAUCAACUAGGAAAAGUGUGUGUAAACAAAAAUAAAGUGCAAGACCAAAUCCUGGGCAUGAAAAAUGGUAUUGCCAGUGUGGUAGAAGGAAAACAGGAGUAAAUGCUGUGCUGGAAACCAAGUAAGAAGAAGUAGUCAACUAAGUUGGACUUGGAAAAAUUGGUAACUUCAACAAGGGCACAUUUAAUGGAAUGUUGAUGUCCAAAGCCAGAUUGGAUGAAUUUAAAAUAGACAUAGCACUUUUGGCUCCCUGGUUGUCAGCAAGAACCAAGCACCUUAUGAAAGGCAGCAAAAAAGGAGCCAAGAAGAAAGUGGUUGAUCCAUUUUCAAAGAAAGGUUGGUGUGAUGUAAAAGUGCCAGCUAUGUUUAAUAUAAGAAAUAUCAGAAAAACACUAGUCACAAGAACUCAAGCAACCAAAAUCGCAUCCUAUGACCUUAAGGGUCAUGUUUUCGAAGUGAGCCUUGCUGAUCUGCAGAAUGAUGAAGUUGCAUUUAGAAAGUUCAAGCUAAUUACUGAAGAUAUUCAAGGCAAAAACUCUAAUUUCUGUGGCAUGGAUCUUACCCAUGACAAAAUGUGCUCCAUGGUCAAAAAAUGUCAGAUCAUGAUUGAAGCUCCUGUUAAUGUCAAGACUGCCAAUGGUUAUUUGCUUCAUCUCUUUUGUGUUGCUUUUACUACGAAACGCAACAUUCAGAUUUGGAAGACCUGUUAUGCUCACCACCAACAAAUCCACCAAAUUUGGAAAAAGAUGAUGGAAAUCAUGACCCAAGAGGUGCAGACAAAUGACUUGAAAAGAGUGGUCAAUAAAUUGAUUCCAGACAACAUCGGGGAUGACAUAGAAAAGAUUUGUCAGUCUAUUUAUCCACUCCAUGAUGUCUUCAUUAGAAAAGUAAAAAUGCUGACAAAACCUAACUUUGAAUUGGGAAAGCUCAUGGAGCUUCAUGAUGAAGGUAGUAGUUUUGGAAAAGCUACUGGGAGUGAGACUGGUGCUAAAGUUGAACAAGCUGAUGGAUAUGAGCCACCAGCCCAAGAAUCUGUUUAAAAUUCAGACAUUUAAUGGUGACAAAUAAAAAAUCUUAUUUGUGAUAUUUAA
Molecule: messenger RNA, 1487 nt
Organism: Leopardus geoffroyi (Geoffroy's cat)
Lineage: Eukaryota; Metazoa; Chordata; Mammalia; Carnivora; Felidae
Product: 40S ribosomal protein S3a-like
Biological process (GO): translation
Cellular component (GO): ribosome; cytosol
Molecular function (GO): structural constituent of ribosome
Source: RefSeq, a predicted model, not a curated record